ACCCUCCCCGGAAAAGCUCGUCACUUCCUGGUUCUGUAUCUGACGUGUCUAAAACAGUUUUACCCUGGUGGUGGGUUUUACUCGUGGGGGAUUUGUUUUCUAUUUAAGUAUUUAUCUGAUCCGUGGUGGCAAGAUGCUAGACUUCUUCACCAUCUUCAGCAAAGGGGGGAUAGUGUUGUGGUGUUUUCAGGGAGCCGGGGUCACGGAGUCUUUCACUGGACCUGUCAACGCUCUGAUCCGCUCGGUGAUUCUUCAGGAGCGGAGUGGGAAUAACUCAUACACUCAUGAGGCCCUGAGUCUUAAAUACAAGCUCGACAAUGAGUUUGAGUUGAUUUUUGUGGUGGGUUUUCAAAAGAUCCUGACGCUGACCUACGUGGACAAGUUCAUAAAUGAUGUUCAGCUCCAUUUUCGAGAUCGUUAUAAGAAUGAGUUGGAGCAGAAAGGAGCUCUCAAGCUUCUCAGUAACAACUUUGAAUUUGAGGAUGACUUUAACAAUCUUCUGAGAGAGGCAGAGGAGAGCAGCAAAGCUCGGAAUCCUGCUCCUAUGCGGUCUUUUAAGGAGUCCGAAAAAUCCCAGAAAACUGUGAAGUCAAUGAUUGAGACGAAGGGUGGGGACAAAGCAAAAGACCAGGGUGGCAAGAAGAACAAAAAUACCAAAAAGGAGGCUCCUGCAGCUGAGCCGGUCAAAGUGGAUCAAAGCAAGAACUCAUCCUCUGGGCAGAAGACGGUUGAGAAUGGGAACCAGGGCAUGUCUGCGGACGAGAUCAUACAAAAGAACAGAGAUGAAUUCUUUCGCAAGCGCAUGGCUGUAAACAUCACUGAAAAACCAGUUAAGUCUCCAAAGCCUCAGAAGCCGAGGGAGAAGCAGAUGCGCAAAUGGGACAUGGGUGGCAGCAGCACCAAGGAAUUGGACUACACAAAGAAUGGAAGCUCCCCAAAUGGUGGUGAUCAGAACAUGGAAGCACACAUUGACACGGGGAUAAAGCUGGACUCCAUGAAGGGUGACCUGCUGUCUGUGGACUAUGAGUCCAGUGAAGAAGAGGAGAUGGAGGAAGAGGAAGAGGAAAGAGUUGUUGUCAGUGAAACAAGCAAAGCAAGCUCCAAAAAGGGUGGUGGUUUCGGGGGCAUGUUUGGGAUGCUGAAGGGCCUGGUAGGGUCCAAGAGCCUUUCCCGGGAGGACAUGGAGUCGGUACUGGAGAAGAUGAGGGACCACCUCAUCGCAAAGAAUGUAGCAGCCGAAAUUGCCUCCCAGCUCUGUGACUCUGUAGCCAAAAAACUGGAAGGCAAAGUCAUGGGCACAUUCACCACUGUGGCCUCAACAGUAAAGCAGGCCCUGCAAGAAUCCCUGGUGCAGAUCCUGCAGCCCAAGCGACGGGUGGAUAUUCUGAGAGACGUCAUGGAGGCGCAGGGCCAGCGUAGACCUUUUGUCAUUACGUUUUGUGGUGUCAAUGGGGUUGGAAAGUCCACCAACCUUGCCAAGAUCUCUUUCUGGCUGAUAGAGAACGGUUUCACGGUGCUGAUCGCAGCCUGUGACACAUUCCGAGCCGGUGCAGUGGAGCAGCUCCGUACUCAUCAGCGUCGUCUGAACUCUCUGCAUCCUCCAGAGAAGCACGGAGGACGACCAAUGGUCCAGCUCUAUGAGAAGGGCUAUGGGAAGGAUGCUGCUGGGAUUGCCAUGGAGGCCAUUGCUUAUGCUCGCAACCAGGCCUUUGAUGUGGUGCUGGUUGAUACUGCUGGGCGUAUGCAGGACAACGCCCCUCUAAUGACGGCCUUGGCCAAACUAAUUGCAGUCAACAUGCCUGACCUUGUGCUCUUUGUUGGAGAGGCUCUGGUUGGCAAUGAGGCCGUUGACCAGCUGGUGAAGUUCAACCAGGCUCUGGCUGACCACUCCAUGUCUGACAAGCCUCGCCUCAUUGAUGGAAUUGUACUCACUAAGUUUGAUACCAUUGAUGACAAGGUUGGUGCUGCAAUCUCCAUGACUUACAUCACAGGCCAGCCUAUUGUGUUCGUGGGCACAGGGCAGACCUACAAUGACCUGCGCAGCCUCAACGCCCGCGCUGUGGUCAGUGCCCUGAUGAAGGCUUAAGUGGCUGCAUGUGUCCUGCUGUUUAUUCAUUGACGCAACAAAGCCAACAAUACCUUUGCCACGCUGCCGUGAGAUGUCCCAGCCCUGCUAACCUGCGUUUCUCAUCCCCCUGUCCUGCCCUCUCUACUUUGCAUCGAAUAAAGAACUCGUCACUCACAGGGAGGACUUCAUUCUCCCCGAGAAAGGAGAAGUGUAAAUGAGGUGCAUCAUGUAAAACUUUCAGGCCUAAGUUAAAUCAUACCUCAGAUCAGCCUGGACUUUGAGAGAAGUCAAACCUAAAGACAGUUUAGCUGACUAAAUGGACCUUUGCUGUAAAUAUCAUCAGCUUUCUGGUUUACACAGUAAAGGCUUAUAAAAAUCCCCACUGUGGCAUUUUGACAGUUUUCCUCUCUUUUUGUAAAUGAGGUCAGGUUGUCAGGGCCUGCUGAAUGUGACAUUUCAGCAGCUGCCUGUGCCUGAGGAAAGCUUAGUGACCAUAGUGCCUAUCUGCCCCACCGUCUUCUUAGUUAACACUUGUACCACAUGGGUGGUUGUCAUCCUAAAGUACCAUGGCAUUGCAGUUCAGAAAUCACUACCUCCGCUUUUGAGAAGGAGUAUGAAUCUGCUUACAUUUGGUCGUAAAGUCAGCACUUAUGAAGUUACAUGUUGUACUCUCGUCAAAAAAUACUAUUAAUUAAGACACGGUUUGUGAAAUGGGGAUACUUAUGGAUGGACAGUUAUCCCUCAGAACUCCUCAGCAGUCUACCACACAGAUCUCCCAUUUUAUUACAGAAGAGAAUUUGAUCUCUGAGUCUGAAAUUCAUGAAGAUGAAAUGGUUUUGUAAUUAUUAUUUUUUUAGAUCCGAUCGUGCGUUUCUUUUCAGAUUACACCUUCUGUGUGGUCGGUUGUGUUUGUUUUCCCUUCUGAUUGACUCUUUAUUACAUAAGAGUAUAUGUAAGUCUUAAAUAUCUCUUGCCCCCCUUUAAUUUGUUGUAGUGCAAUACAAGAGAAUCAAGAGAUAUACAGAAGAUUUUGGCUAAUUUAUGAGAAUGUAAACAUUUCUAAAUAAAGCUGCUAUAUGCUA
Notolabrus celidotus (New Zealand spotty) is the source of this 3150-nucleotide messenger RNA. RefSeq names its product SRP receptor subunit alpha (gene srpra). NCBI's taxonomy places the organism in Eukaryota, Metazoa, Chordata, Actinopteri, Labriformes, Labridae. The transcript is spliced from 15 exons. The coding region runs from base 134 to 2086 and encodes 650 amino acids. Gene Ontology annotation, molecular function: GTPase activity; ATP hydrolysis activity; signal recognition particle binding. Gene Ontology annotation, biological process: SRP-dependent cotranslational protein targeting to membrane. Gene Ontology annotation, cellular component: signal recognition particle receptor complex; endoplasmic reticulum membrane. The record is from RefSeq and is a predicted model, not a curated record.